Drosophila virilis is the source of this 3700-nucleotide messenger RNA. RefSeq names its product eater (gene eater). The record is from RefSeq and is a predicted model, not a curated record. Lineage: Eukaryota; Metazoa; Arthropoda; Insecta; Diptera; Drosophilidae.
CUCAUUUCUUAGUGGAUCAGAUCGGAUCAGAGCAUUGCUGCACAAUGUUAGUUCGGCAUAUACUCAUACAUAUUGUAUUGCCCAGUUUUGUGUUGGCACAAAUUUGUGUCCGAACGGAUCAUAAAAAGGUUAAAGGCAAAACCAUAAAUAUAAGAGUAAAGUAUUGCUGCACGGGCUAUAAACGUCUGACGGGCAACAUUUUAAGGUGUGUGCCGCAAUGUCGUCAGAAUUGUGGCAGCGGCAUAUGCUCAAAACCAAAUACAUGCAGCUGUAAUAGGGGCUAUGAGAAUCUCAACCAUUUGCCAUCCAAUCGUUGCGUGCCCCAAUGCAAGGGUGGCUGCACGAAUGGACGUUGCAUAUCGCCGGAUAGGUGCAUCUGCGCCAACGGGUACGAGCUCGAUGGGGCAACCGGAUAUUGUCUGCCAAUCUGCAGCGGCGGCUGUGCCAAUGGCCACUGCAAAUCACCAGGAAACUGCGUCUGCAAUAAGGACUACACCUUAAAUAUCAAUACUAAGAUAUGUCAACCCGAUUGCAAGCCUGGUUUCCAGCUGAACGAGACCUCAAACACUUGCCAACCAAUAUGUAGUAAGGGCUGCGAUAAUGGAAUCUGUCGUGCCCCGGAAACUUGUGAAUGCAAUACGAAUUAUCAGAAAGGUCCCGAUAACAGCUGCUUGCCCAUAUGUAAAAACGAUUGCCUAAACGGCAAAUGCGUGGCCCCAGGAAUAUGUGAAUGUCUCGCAGGACACGUGAAAAUAAGUGACUCCAUGUGUUUGCCAGACUGCAAAAAUGGCUGUAUGAACGGAUUCUGUAGUGCGCCAGACGUGUGUACCUGUAAUAGUGGGUACACAAAUGAGACUGGGAACAAUUGUCAGCCGGUAUGUGAAAACGGAUGUGAGAACGGAUAUUGCAGUGCGCCAGGUGAAUGCACUUGUGACGAAGGCUACAGCAAAGUCAGUGAGAACAGAUGUGCUCCUGUGUGCGAGGAGGGAUGUGAGAACGGAUUCUGUAGUGCGCCAGGGGAAUGCACGUGUCAUCAAGGAUAUUCUUCAGUGAGUGCGAACAGUUGUGCACCAGUGUGCAUGGACGGAUGUGAGAACGGAUACUGCAGUGCACCAGGUGAAUGCACUUGUGACGAAGGCUACAGUAAAGUCAGUGAGAACAGAUGUGCACCUGUGUGCAAGGACGGCUGUGAGAACGGAUUCUGUAGUGCGCCAGGGGAAUGCACGUGUCAUCAAGGAUAUUCUUCAGUGAGUGCGAACAGUUGUGCUCCGGUUUGCAAGGACGGAUGUGAGAACGGAUUCUGUAGUGCGCCAGGGGAAUGCACUUGUGACGAAGGCUACAGUAAAGUCAGUGAGAACAGAUGUGCACCAGUGUGCAAGGACCGAUGUGAGAACGGAUUCUGUAGUGCGCCAGGGGAAUGUACUUGUCAUCAAGGAUAUUCUAUAGUGAGUGCAAAUAGUUGUGCUCCAGCUUGCAAUGAUGGAUGUGAGAACGGAUUCUGUAGUGCGCCUGGGGAAUGUACUUGUCAUCAAGGAUAUUCUAUAGUGAGUGCGAAUAGUUGUGCUCCAGUUUGCAAGGAUGGAUGUGAGAACGGAUUCUGUAGUGCGCCUGGGGAAUGUACUUGUCAUCAAGGAUAUUCUAUAGUGAGUGCGAAUAGUUGUGCUCCAGUUUGCAAGGACGGAUGUGAGAACGGAUUCUGUAGUGCGCCAGGGGAAUGCACUUGUGACGAAGGCUACAGUAAAGUCAGUGAGAACAGAUGUGCACCUGUGUGCAAGGAGGGAUGUGAGAACGGAUAUUGCAGUGCGCCACGUGAAUGCACUUGUGACGAAGGCUACAGCAAAGUCAGUGAGAACAGAUGUGCACCUGUGUGCAAGAACGGAUGUGAGAACGGAUUCUGUAGUGCGCCAGGAGAAUGUACUUGUCAUCAAGGAUAUUCUUCAGUGAAUGCGAACAGUUGUGCACCAGUGUGCAAGGAUGGAUGUGAGCACGGAUAUUGCAGUGCUCCAGGUGAAUGCACUUGUGACGAAGACUACAGUAAAGUCAGUGAGAACAGAUGUGCACCUGUGUGCAAGGAGGGAUGUGAGAACGGAUUCUGUAGUGCGCCAGGGGAAUGCACGUGUCAUCAAGGAUAUUCUUCAGUGAGUGCGAAUAGUUGUGCUCCAGUUUGCACGGACGGAUGUGAGAACGGAUUCUGUAGUGCGCCAGGGGAAUGCACUUGUGACGAAGGCUACAUUAAAGUCAGUGAGAACAGAUGUGCACCUGUGUGCAAGGAGGGAUGUGGGAACGGAGUCUGUAGUGCGCCAGGGGAAUGUACUUGUCAUCAUGGAUAUUCUUCAGUGAGUGCGAAUAGUUGUGCUCCAGUUUGCAAGGACGGAUGUGAGAACGGAUUCUGUAGUGCGCCAGGGAAAUGCACUUGUGACGAAGGCUACAGCAAAGUCAGUGAGAACAGAUGUGCACCUGUGUGCAAGAACGGAUGUGAGAACGGAUUCUGUAGUGCGCCAGGAGAAUGUACUUGUCAUCAAGGAUAUUCUUCAGUGAAUGCGAACAGUUGUGCACCAGUGUGCAAGGAUGGAUGUGAGCACGGAUAUUGCAGUGCUCCAGGUGAAUGCACUUGUGACGAAGACUACAGUAAAGUCAGUGAGAACAGAUGUGCACCUGUGUGCAAGGAGGGAUGUGAGAACGGAUUCUGUAGUGCGCCAGGGGAAUGCACUUGUGACGAAGGCUACAGUAAAGUCAGUGAGAACAGAUGUGCACCUGUGUGCAAGGAGGGAUGUGGGAACGGAUUCUGUAGUGCGCCAGGAGAGUGUACUUGUCAUCAAGGAUAUUCUUCAGUGAAUGCGAACAGUUGUGCACCAGUGUGCAAGGAUGGAUGUGAGCACGGAUAUUGCAGUGCUCCAGGUGAAUGCACUUGUGACGAAGGCUACAUUAAAGUAAGGGAGAAUAGUUGUGAACCAGUAUGCGAAGACGGGUGCCCCAACGGUUUUUGUGAAUCUCCUAAUUGCUGCAGCUGCAAUGAAGGCUACAUAAAGUUUGAAAAUGUUUGCACGCGUCAAUGGGAUCACACAAAAAGAUCAACUACCGGAGCUCCGGCGCAAACGGAAGUAAUUGAUAUUUGUGAGCAACGGUGCUGGAAUGGAACCUGUGUGGAUGGCCGAUGCAGUUGUGGGGAAAAUUACAGACUGACAGAAGAUCCACGGAAUGCUACAAAAUUUCUUUGCCUACCCGAGUGCGAGGAGGAGUGCGUACAUGGCUAUUGUGCAUAUCCCGGCGUGUGCGUCUGCUAUGAUGGCCAGACGCCACAAGCAGGUGUUGAAUGUCCAAGUUUUAGAGGCACAGAAAAUGCAGGUCGAACUGCCAGCAUGAAUAUUUUCAUCAAAAAUUGGUUAUUUUUGGCCUUAGUGGCCGUGGCUGUGGUGCUGGUGGUGAUCAUAUACGUGAUCAUGUAUGCACUUAGGCAACGGGACUACAGAGUGGACGAGAAGGAACAAAGAUAUGGCGUUUACUUUUCGGCAAAACAAGCUGAUAUAAUACGUGCCUGAGACUACGUAAUGUGUGUGUCAAUCUUUCGAGAAGUGCACAGAAAUGUCGUACUUACCUUAAAUUCUAAAAGAAGACAGUUAAUGAACUAAUUACUGAUUGAUGUAUAUGCUUUGGCAAAUUAUAAGCUAUAUUAUACACAUGUGCAUUCGAAUUAACAUCA